AUGCUUCGAUUCUUGCACACUUGUGAGAACCUAAAAACCACCAAGCGAACUGGGUGGGUUGACAAGGAAAUACCCGGUGCUGAAUCCAUUGGCGAUCAUAUGCACAGAAUGUCUAUUAUUGCUAUGCUCAUCAAAGAUCCAACAAUGGAUAAAAACCGACUCAUUAAAAUGGCAAUAGUGCAUGAUCUUGCAGAAGCAGUGGUAGGUGACAUUACUCCAUAUAGUGGAGUAAGCAAGAAAGACAAACAGCAACGGGAGCGUGAUGCCAUGGCGUUGUUUGUAGAAAACCAAGGCAGAUCCUCGGAAAUCUUGGAAAUUCAAGCGUUAUGGGAAGAAUACGAAGCUGGAUCGACAAAAGAGGCUUUACUAUGUAAAGAUAUUGACAAGGCAACGCUAGAGUAUGAAAAGCGGACAGGCAAAAGACUACAGAGUUUCUUUGAUUUCACCAAAGGAAAGUUUAUGCAUCCUGAAAUUCGUGCCAUGGUUGACGAUCUUUACAAGGAGCGUGAAACGGAUCUUGGUUUUAGUUGCUAA
Molecule: messenger RNA, 534 nt
Organism: Batrachochytrium dendrobatidis JAM81
Lineage: Eukaryota; Fungi; Chytridiomycota; Chytridiomycetes; Rhizophydiales
Exons: 3
Coding region: 1-534 (177 amino acids)
Cellular component (GO): cytoplasm
Molecular function (GO): 5'-deoxynucleotidase activity
Source: RefSeq, a predicted model, not a curated record